Messenger RNA from Belonocnema kinseyi, 935 nucleotides. RefSeq names its product transmembrane protein 256-like. The record is from RefSeq and is a predicted model, not a curated record. NCBI's taxonomy places the organism in Eukaryota, Metazoa, Arthropoda, Insecta, Hymenoptera, Cynipidae. The coding region runs from base 254 to 703 and encodes 149 amino acids. The transcript is spliced from 5 exons.
GCGUCAUCACUGUGAACUUCUCGAAUCUUCUUUGAUUCAAACAUUUCAUUUAAAAGGUUAAAAAGUGAAACGGAGGUUUUUCAACCAAAGGAAAAGGUUCAAGGUUAACGACUUACAUUCGUUCACAUACGUUUUUGGCAGAUUUUUGCAAUUUGCGUAGAAAGAAAUUUUCUAAGAGUAUUCUAGAAAUAUUCUAAGAAUGUCGGCCUAAUUUAUUUUAUAAAUGAAUUAGAAUUUCGUCUGCGUUGAGAAAAUGUUAGGCAUUUAUAAAGAGAUAAUAAAGCUCGGAGGUUAUGUUGGUAUAACUUCGACAAAAGCGCCAGUGAACAUGAGUCCCCCAGAAUUGUACAAACUGGCUGCUCACGCUGGGCCUUAUGUUAGAAUCGCAGGACUUAGUGGAGCUGUGGCUGUUGUUUUAGCUGCAUAUGGCUCUCACAAGAAGUAUCCAGACGACGAUAGAGGUUUGGAACAAAGAAGAGUUUUUGAUACUGCUUCUAGAUAUCAUUUCAUCCAUACUUUAUCAUUACUAAGUUUGCCACUCGUCAGAUCUCCCCUUUUAGCUGGAACUCUCUUCUUUUCCGGAAUGAUUCUCUUCUGUGGCCCCUGUUAUUAUACUGCUUUCACCGGCGACAAAACUUACAGCAGGUUCACACCAAUUGGAGGAUCCUGUUUUAUUCUCGGCUGGCUUGCAAUGUGCAUUUAAAUUACGCCACAAACUAACUUGUAUCACCAAAAAGCAUCAAUUUGCUUUGAAGAUUACUUUUGCAAUAAUUUCCAAUCAAUCACAGUUAAUUUUAUACACUUGAGAGGAGAACAAAUCUUGAUAUGAAUUAAAUAUUGGCUUUAAACUAGAUUUAAGAUAAACUUGAUAACUAGUUUUUGUACUGGAAUUAAAAGAAAUGUGUGAUGUUUCAAUAUAAUAUCUUUAAGUAAAA